CUUGUGACCCGGUUCGCUCUUGGAAGCCUUUCAAAUUCCAAUUACUCUAUCAAAAUUUUGAGCAUAUCAUUUACGCAAAAGAUACCACGGAAUACUCUUUAGCUCCAUCUUCAAUAUCUACACCUCCAUAGUUAGAGCAAGAAGGUGUGGGCACCAUCCUCCAAUCUCCCAAAGAUCUGCUCAGGAAGAACGAAAAUGGCGGCCUCGUUCAGAUGGAUAUUGCAGCUACACAAGGACGUCCCGAAAGCUGCUAAGUUCUACUCGGAAGGAUUGGGUCUCACGAUCAAUGUCUGCACUCUUCGCUGGGCCGAGCUCGAAUCUGGCCCUCUCAAACUCGCUCUCAUGCAAUCCCCCAGCAAUGAUGUUGUAGAGAAGGGAUAUUCAUCACUUAUAUCCUUCACAGUAUCUGACAUCAACAAUACCGUGACGAAACUGUUAACAUUAGGUGCAGAGUUGGAUGGUCCAAUCAAAUAUGAGAUUCAUGGGAAGGUUGCUGCUGUGAGGUGUGCUGAUGGGCACAUGGUCGGUCUUCAUGAGCCUGUCUAAGAGUGAGACAUGAGAGAAUGGACGAUCCUAUGUGGUGCACUGUGUGUAGCAGAUGCAUAUGGGAAAACUCACUGGUGUUUCGUAUCUGCUCCACUGAACGGUGAUGCUUUUAUGUUGAAACAUUCAACUGUAUCGAAUGACAUGAUGAAGAACAACUACGGUAGAACUAUAGGUCUUUGAGGCUGCUACUAACAAGAAGCUGAUGAAGAGCAAUUGCGGUAAAUGAGUUUGUAUUUUACUCCGCAGUUUUCAAAUGGAGACCAAGAACAAAAGAGAGGAAAAAACAGAGUCCAAGUAAAUUGUUUUUUCUUAACUCAAGAGGUCAUAAAUUAUCAAAUUUGAUUGUGAAACUUUGAAGUAAGAAACUUAAAACUAAAAUUAUACGGAGUAAAAAAUUAUUUCUUGUCUACGUAACGUUGACUCACUGAAUGUGAUUAAGGGUAAGGAUUCUCCAAUUUCUAAUUAUUAAUAUAUCCUUAUUCUAUUCAUUUCUGUAAUUCUAUUGGUGACUUGGCCUUGUGCCUUUGUUAGUAGAUAAUAAAAUUUGAGAAACCAGGUCAUGACCAAAUGACCAAUCCUAUGAUUCCUAUUUGUGUUUCUAAAUAUAACUAUAUAAGUUACAUG
Molecule: messenger RNA, 1170 nt
Organism: Cuscuta epithymum
Lineage: Eukaryota; Viridiplantae; Streptophyta; Magnoliopsida; Solanales; Convolvulaceae
Source: the annotation of a GenBank genome assembly